AUGGUGUCGUUCCGUCUCUGUCUGAAGGCCGACAAACGCCCGAGUCAGAGAGAGACGGGCGUAUCGCUUUGUUAUUACUACAAACCGCAUGGCGUAUGUACGCGUACUACGCAAGUUGACGGUGUGUCGACAUUGGACGUUGGUUUGUCGCAAAACCCGAGCGGACACCGGCCCAAAAUAUUGGCCUGUCUAUACACGCUCGAAUUGCACGACGUGAUUCAGUGUAGACGGAAGGGUAUUUUCCUCACGACCAGUCAAAGUUUUGGUACGAUAUCCACUCAGGGCAUAACAUUUCAAGAUCAUGUUCAUCUCAUCAUAGUUCCUCUUCGUUUUAAGUGUUAUUGUGUUAUAGUGUUGUGA
Messenger RNA from Leptosia nina, 360 nucleotides. NCBI's taxonomy places the organism in Eukaryota, Metazoa, Arthropoda, Insecta, Lepidoptera, Pieridae. The record is from the annotation of a GenBank genome assembly.